AGCAGGCUCUCUCGGAACACGUCCGAGUUGUCCACGCCUCCAAGAACCUCGGCCGGACGAAAACAAAGUGCAAAAGCUGUCCAGCAGGCCCUCGUGGCAUCUCGCCGGAGUUGGCCAUUCCCUGGCGAACCUCCACCGGACAAAACAAGUGUCCCGCAGGUCCUCUCGGAACACGCCCGCGUUGACCACUCCUCGACGAACCACGACCGGACAAAAAAAAAGUUUAAAAGCUGAUUCGCAGGCCCUCUCGAAACACGCCCGAAUUGUCCACUCCUCGACUUGUCGGCGAACCUCGACCGGACAAAGAAAAGUGUUGAAGUUGUCCGGCAACACACCGGAGUUGGAGACUUGCCGGCAAACCUCGUUUGAAAAUCGACCAGAUAGAGAUGGCGAACAAUCUGUCGGCGAAAGCACAAAAACUUCAACCGGAGGAUAUUGCCAGGUACCAUGAAAAGAUACGGGUCAUAGAUGGAAUUGACCCGUAUAACAUGGAGUUUGAUUCUGGCAACCUACCGCUAACAGUGGAUUAUGACAAGAUAUUCACACACUUGAUAACCAAAAACUCCUUUCGGACCGGACAGCCGCACCACAACAUGAAGUCCUUGGAAGCGUACAAAGCCUUCCAGACGGGUUUUGUUAAGGAAGUGAAAGGUUGUCAGCAAAAGGAUUUGUACGUUGUUCUUGGAAAGGUACUUCACAGUAUGAGCGUGAACGAACCACCAGCAGAAUGUUGGCUUCUGGUUCAAGACGAGGAUACUGAUGAGCAUGAAACUGGAACGAUCAUUUCUGCACACUGCGAUUGCACUGCUGGUGCAGGAGAAACGUGCACCCACGUGGCAGCAGUCUUGUAUGCCUUAUCAUUCGCGCGCGAGAUUUGUUUGGGCAAACAGAUUGCCGUGACCGAACUACCGGCAUAUUGGACAGCGCCAGGAGGCUCGGCAAACCAGAACAUGUUUGUACCUAUCGAGCAAGUGUCCUUCGGCCGGAUUCGCGAAACGUUCUGUGAUUUGCGCUUUUUUAAUCUGGAGAGGUCAGACGAAGACUACAAAGCACUAAUUUCAAAGCUUAUGGAAUCUGGUCAGGACGUGGCAGUAGCAAAGGCAUUUUUCUCAAGGCCCAACGGUACGGACGAGGACGAAGAACUUGUCCGAAAUAGGCAGAAAAUAGAAAAUCUGUCGAUGCUUGCCCUGUACGACGAUUGCUUUGAGCAUCUACCCAUAGAAGAACUUCGAGCGGCGGUUAAAUUUAUGGACUGGAGUAUUCAGCAAGAAAGUUGUGACCUUGUCGAGGAGAUGACGAGACAGCAAUCGGGUGACCCUCUCUGGUUUAAGAUGCGCAUAGGUAGAGUAACAGCUUCGGUUUUCAAACGGUGUGUCAGAACGAGUUCUUCAAACCCAUCAAUGUCGCUCCUUCGAUCAAUCUUCACGGAAAAUCAAAAUCAAAGUAUACCAGCUUGUCUCCACGGGAAACUCAACGAAGCCAACGGUGUUGCUGCAGCGAUUAAGUGCUUCCAGAUUCAAAAGCACCGGAACGUUCGUCACACUGACAGUGGAUUGGUAAUUUCUCCCAAUUUUCCCUAUUUUGCAGCAUCGCCGGAUCAAAUCAUUACGUGUGAUUGCUGCGGAAAAAUAACGGUCGAAGUGAAGUGUCCUUUUAAGUUUGAAAAUCUAAAUCGAGAAGAAGGCAUUAACUUAUUAUUGAAUCAAAAACAAGCAUACAUCGUGCGUAAUGAUACUGGUGCAUUGGUUAUGAACCGCGACCAUAGUUACUAUUUCCAAGUGCAGAUGCAAAUUUUCCUCACGAAUGCCAACUAUGGAUUUUUCGUCAUAUAUGCAUCUAAAUUUCAAUUGUUCUUGAAAGUUCAUCGUAAUAAUGAGUUUUGGGAAAAAAAUUCCAAAAAGGCAGAAGAGUUUUUCGAAAAUGUUCUAGGACCGGAGAUAAUCGGACAUUUUUACUCACCGAGAUUUUGA
Molecule: messenger RNA, 1970 nt
Organism: Culex pipiens pallens (northern house mosquito)
Lineage: Eukaryota; Metazoa; Arthropoda; Insecta; Diptera; Culicidae
Exons: 3
Coding region: 387-1970 (527 amino acids)
Molecular function (GO): zinc ion binding
Source: RefSeq, a predicted model, not a curated record